UCUUCUUUUUUUUUUUUUUUUGUUUCCUGCCGGAAGUUAUUGAAGAAUGCUCCCGGAAGGCGGAAGUAAAGCUAACGGAAGUUAGUAAGAGGCGAGGAGGAUGGCGGCUGGGGUUGCAGCCAAGCUCGGUACAGUUUGGGGCUGGCUCUGGGGAUGCUGUAGCUCGCGAAUGGGGGAAAGCCAGAGCUCCUUUCCUCCAGUUCUCCUGUUGCUGCUGCUUUUAUUGGUCGCACUCGCUCCCCAGCCCGCGGCUUCCGACAUCACCAACGGCAACAAUGAGCACCUAAAGCGCGAGCACUCGCUGAUUAAACCCUACCAGGGGGUUGGAUCGAGCUCCAUGCCCCUCUGGGAUUUCCAAGGCAGCACCAUGCUUACCAGCCAGUAUAUCCGCCUGACCCCCGAUGAGCCCAGCAAAGAAGGUUCUAUCUGGAACCACCAGCCCUGCUUCCUCAAGGAUUGGGAGAUGCACGUCCAUUUCAAAGUCCAUGGUCUUGGGAAGAAGAGCCUCCAUGGAGAUGGCUUUGCUCUGUGGUACACCAGGGACCGUCUUAUGCCAGGUCCCGUGUUUGGAAGCAAGGACAACUUCCAUGGAUUGGCCAUCUUCCUGGACACAUAUCCCAAUGAUGAAGCUACUGAGCGUGUAUUUCCUUAUAUAUCAGUGAUGGUGAACAAUGGCUCCCUAACAUACGAUCAUAGCAAGGAUGGCAGAUGGACAGAACUGGCAGGCUGCACAGCUGACUUCCGCAACCAAAAUCAUGAUACCUUCCUGGCUGUGCGCUACUCUCGAGGUCGCCUGACGGUGAUGACAGAUGUAGAAGAUAAGAAUGAGUGGAAGAACUGUAUCGACAUUUCUGGGGUGAAGUUACCCACUGGCUACUACUUUGGGGCCUCAGCUGGCACGGGUGACCUGUCUGACAAUCACGAUAUCAUCUCAAUGAAGUUAUUCCAAUUGAUGGUGGAGCACACUCCAGAAGAGGAUAACAUUGACUGGACCAAGAUUGAGCCCAGUGUCAGCUUUCUCAAGUCUCCCAAAGACAAUGUGGACGACCCCACAGGGAACUUCCGCAGUGGCCCUCUGACAGGUUGGAAGGUGUUUCUGCUGCUGCUCUGUGCCCUGUUGGGCAUCAUCGUAUGUGCUGUGGUGGGAGCUGUGGUGUUUCAGAAGCGACAGGAGAGGAACAAGCGUUUCUACUGAUUUGGUGUGGGGAAAGAGGAUUGGGUGAGGGAGAAGGGAAGCCUGCCCCAAGGGUUCAGGCAGUAAUGUGAACUUUUCUACUUGGGGAUUGUACCAAAAACCCCAACAACCUUAUUUCUUAACCUCUUUGAAAGAAAUAAUUUUAAAGUAUUUUCGUACAUUUCGUUUCUAGCCCAACUUGGGGCAAAUGACAAGAACUUGGGGACUAUGAUCUGGAAUCCAUUCAGCCUGGAGAAUGGAGUAGAAAGAGGGAAGGAGAAAAGCCUGGCUUAUCUGGUCUGUGACUGGGCCUUAGUUGCUGUCUCCUGCCCAUGGAUAAGGCCUCCCUGAACCAGCUCUGAGCACAGCAACAAUGAAAGGAAGCUGUUUUGAGUGCUCAUACCUGCUUUGUCCUCUGCUUGGGUUUGGUGUAUUAGGGGUUUUUUAGAGAAGAGACCCAAAUGUUGAUGAUUCAUCUCUGCUUGUAGAGCCUAGUAACAGAAUAGGGUUAUGAGCUAGCAGGGAUUCCUGGUUCUGAGAUGGCAUUUCCAAUUACCUCCUCACAUAGGCCUAGGGCCAAGAAAAAGUGGUCCGGGCUAUACCUUGGGAAAUGAAACAAUUCACUGAGUGAGGAUGUAGUUCUGGAAAGCAAAGGACUGUGAAGUUUUGCAUAAUAAAGUGUGAAUAACCAAACUCACAA
Molecule: messenger RNA, 1874 nt
Organism: Antechinus flavipes (yellow-footed antechinus)
Lineage: Eukaryota; Metazoa; Chordata; Mammalia; Dasyuromorphia; Dasyuridae
Gene: LMAN2
Product: lectin, mannose binding 2
Exons: 8
Coding region: 101-1195 (364 amino acids)
Biological process (GO): Golgi organization; endoplasmic reticulum organization; endoplasmic reticulum to Golgi vesicle-mediated transport
Cellular component (GO): endoplasmic reticulum membrane; endoplasmic reticulum-Golgi intermediate compartment; Golgi membrane
Molecular function (GO): D-mannose binding
Source: RefSeq, a predicted model, not a curated record